This is a messenger RNA of Amoebophrya sp. A120, 3237 nucleotides long. Lineage: Eukaryota; Dinophyceae; Syndiniales; Amoebophryaceae. The record is from the annotation of a GenBank genome assembly.
GGCGCUUUCGUUCUGCUUGGAGCCUCACGCGCCGUUUGAGUGCGGCGAGCUCCGAUGCGUUGACGGCCAGCCAAAGGUCUUGGAUUUGCAUCCGAGCAACCAUGAGGGCAAGUGCCGGCCUCCCGGGAAAUAGCCUCUGGGGGUCGUCCUUGGGGGUUCAAGAAUGGGGUAUCCGACAUUUUGCUCCGAUGCAUUUUCUCCAUCGUGAUUCGCUUCAGAAAAAAACGCAUCGGUGCACUUUUUGUCGAGGUUCUUGUUAGAUGUAUUCUAUUGGACAACAUUGGAUCUCGUCCGAUCUGCUCUGAUGGAGACAGGGAUGCGUUUUUCGGAUCGAAGCCCUGGGCCUUGAGUGCCUUUGGAAGGACCGCUAACGAACCUGAAGAGGUCCAUCAGGGCAACUCACGCGAGCCUGGGGGCAUUGCUCUCAGCUUUGCUGACGAAAUCAAGGAAAACAAUUCCCAGAUCCCUGAUCCGGAAAACGCAUCCGUGUCUCCAUCCGAGCAAAAUGCAUCACCAGCAAACUUGCUCCGCUACGGUUUUCUUUUACGGAGGCAGGGGUGUGCUUUUCGGAUCAGAGAUUCGGGCAAGCAAAGUAGCGAACUUGCUCUAGUGCCUUCUUUACUGCUUCGCUCUUUGUAAGACGGCUUGGUCUCUCUCCAAAUGCAUCAGAGCAACCUCGUGCCGAAUUUGAGAUGACAUACCUUCGUUCGUCCGCAAGGCGCAGUAGCUUCAAAACCUCCACCUCUCGUCGUGUAGUUUUGCAGCUCCGUACAACUUACUUCUAGUACGUAGAUAAAGCUCGGCUGGUGCUUGCCAUUCCGAUUUUUGAUGCGACGGCACAGGUCCCCCGGAGACGGACGACCCAGAGGACAUCAUAAAUUGUUGCAAUUCAACAUACAAAAUUCAACUUUCAACUUUCAUCAGUAUAAAAACCAUUCGAGUGUAUUCCUUUUCGUCACAAGCAGAAUCAAUCUUCGCUGCAGUUGUUACGCGGUCGACGUUCACAACGUUGUAUAGAAGGACAACUUCACGACUCGAAAGCGAUUACUACUUAAUCAGUUAGUGACCUGGUGUCUGCCGAAGUACUAGACGAACCGGUGGAUAAAGUUUUUGCAGCAUAAUUUCAAGUACUUACAACAACAUCGACAAUUCCAAGUACAACAAGAUCGACAGUUCUUGUCUCUCGGAACUACAAGCGGAAAAAGUAUGACAGUGCACAACUAGCCCUACCCCUCAUUUGUAAUGCAAAAUCCCAAAACCAUAACCAGCUGCAGCUCCAGCUGCUGCCUUGUAGCACUGGUUGCAUGACAAAUCCUGGAAGGUCAAACAGCACUACGCUCCAGUGCAAAUUUGUCAUGCAAAGCCGGCACUGUUGCUGCUGCUUUUACUAUUGCCGUUCAUGCUAUGCAAAUGGAAAUGAGGGGGAGCAGGGGGAGUUGUCCACUGCCAUACUCCUCGUUUUCUCGGAAGAACCGGUCGAUCAUAUCAAGAUGAAAAAUGCCCCCUCACAUCGUCCAAAGCGAAAUUUGUGAUGCCGGAUACAUCUUUGUCUUGCAGUAUGAAAUCGCAGGUAGACGAUUGUAAGUCUGGCGUGCUAGGAAUGACAAUGAAGUUGUUUGCGUAGUAUAUGUAAUAGCUGAUUUGCUGCAUGAUAGAUGGCUGCCAUGAAGUAGGUCCAACAACAUCGGAAUUCCACCGCGCAAUUCGACGGACACCUCUGGCGUUGUCUUGCUGCAACGCAGAUUUCCGCUUUAGGAUGUUGGAGAGGGGUGAUUUUGCCCCACGAUAGAUGACACAAAAAAUAGUGGCUUCGUCUUCAGCGUUAGGAGCCAUGAGCGGAAGGCCGGGAAGGAAGGUUGUGGUGGCUGCCCUGUGCGUGCUGUCGGAGCAGGGGGCGCUCGGAAUGGACCAGCAGCAGCUUCAGAACACGAAACCAGGACAAGAAAGCUGGAGCGAUAAACACCCUGGAGUAGCUUCGCGAUUUGGUGGAAAGGGAGGCUAUGAUUACAUAACCGCCAGCUUUGAGCCCGCGUUCGGCGGGCUUGCGGGCUUGCAAGCUGCGGAUGUCGAUGUCAAAAACAUUCUGGAGAAGCACAAGAACGAUUCUCGCGGCUACAGCGAAAAUGCGCGCAACGCCCUUGACGAAGUGCUCAAAAAAGUGACUUCGAAGACCAAGGCAAAAAGUCCCAAGUUUGCCGACCAAGUGCCUGUGGCUUUGUCCGGCAAGAGGAAAUCGGCGGAGGAGUUCAAAAAGAAGCUCUGGGGGCUUAUCGAAGGCGGUGAGUUCGGUGCCGACACGAAACAAGCGAAGGACAGCGGAAACGAUUCUUCUGCCGCAAACCAAGAUGGUUCUGGUCCUGAAGAACCGCAAGCAGCUGGUACGAUAUUUUUGAGUAGGAGCCACUUAGUUUUCCACUAUGCGUCCCGAAAAUCAAGACCGUGGUACUUAGAACAUGCCCAAAAACCAACGCGUGAGCCUGGUGUCCACAGAUAAACCACGACUCACAUCAGCGUCACCCUUGUAGAGUAUUAGAGAGAAGACCUAGCUGCAAACGUGUGUAGCUUGCUGUUUUCCUUGGCUGUUACAAGGCCCCCGGGACGUCCUCGGCCUGCAAGGCGCACCACAGCAAAGGGUCGCGCGCCAUUUUUUUUUUACCAUUCGCGUGGUGGCCGAGGCAUUUGUGGAGCAGGCAGCCUCUCGAAAAUAUCAAAUGUAACUGCGCAGGCGCAGCUCCGGGCCCCGCAAUGGAAAUGUCGCUGGACGGUGAUGGCGAUGGUGAUGGCGAUGGCGAUGGCGAUGGUGAAGGCGCAAGCGAUAUCGCCGCGCAGUACGCGGGCCUCGGUAUUGUGAAAGGCCUUCUAGCGUCAUGCGUUUCCCUUUCUUUUUUUAUUUGGAUGAGGAGUUCAUUUGGAUGAGGAGGCGAUGCAGAAUAGCUUUCUUCGCCCCCGAUCGCGACGCCGCUAUGGUGGCUCAUUUGUCUGCGUAGUGAUAUUGUGCGAAGUCACUGGUAGUGCUCCCAUCGUUUUUUUUUAAGCAAGGACAUGGGCGAAGGACCCCUCGCCAGGUUUUUUUUUUUCUGGCGGGGGACGCCCGAAAAGCAAAACACGCAAAGAGAAAAUUUUUCGAAGUUGAUUACUCAUAUCUGCACAGGCGCUCACGAAAUUCACGACAUCAGCAAACAGGAUGACGAUCCGGAGCCCGGGAGCCAAGGUAGCGUUUCUCUGACGCCGUGCUAG